CUUGGUAACGCUGUUUUUUGUAGUUACUAAAUGGCUGGAUCUGCUACCUGGAAAGCCUUGUCAGAUCAUCUUUCUGCUGUGAAAGAUGUUGAAAUAAAUAGUCUGUUCAACAGUGAUGCUAGCCGCUAUGAAAAUUUCAACCAACUGGUUGAGUUGCCUGGUCAUGGUUCUUUGUUACUGGAUUAUUCGAAAAAUCGAAUAACGGCUGAAACGAUGAGCCUUUUAUUUAAACUUGCCGGUGAUGCUGAGGUGCCUAAGAUGCGAGAGAAAAUGUUCAGCGGAGAGCCGAUCAAUUUCACUGAGAACAGGAGUGUUUUGCAUGUUGCGUUGCGAAAUAAAUCGGGAAGGCCAAUAUUGUCCGGAGGCGAAAAUGUUAUGCCUCUUGUGAAUGAAGUGUUAAAUAAGAUGAAGGGUUUCGUUGACUCAGUUCGAUCUGGAGAAUGGAAAGGCUACACUGGAAAAAGUAUUACCGACGUUGUUAAUAUUGGAAUCGGAGGAUCUGACUUGGGCCCAGUUAUGGUAACAGAGGCUCUGAAACACUAUGCUGGCAAUUUGAAAUGCCACUUUGUUUCGAAUAUUGAUGGAACCCAUAUGGCGGAAACACUGAAAAGUGUAAACCCGGAGACAGUGCUCUUCAUCAUUGCCUCGAAAACUUUCACGACCCAAGAAACUAUUACGAAUGCUAACUCUGCCAAGGCCUGGUUCUUGUCUGCCGCUGCCGAUCAAAACCACGUUGCUAAGCAUUUCGUAGCUCUGUCAACCAACAAAGAAAAAGUCACUGAGUUUGGAAUUGACGCGAAGAAUAUGUUUGGAUUUUGGGACUGGGUAGGAGGCCGCUACUCCCUAUGGUCUGCGAUUGGAAUGUCAAUUGCUUUGUAUGUUGGGUUUGAACAUUUCGACCAACUUUUACAUGGCGCGCACUUCAUGGACGAACAUUUUUGCAAUGCAAAGUUAGAAGAAAACUUGCCAGUGAUUUUGGCGCUUGUCGGUAUUUGGAAUAACAAUUUCCUGGGAGCUCAAAGUCAAGCGAUUCUUCCGUACGAUCAGUAUCUGUCACGAUUUGCAGCAUACUUCCAGCAGGGUGAUAUGGAAUCUAACGGGAAAUACCGCACCAGGUCAGGAAAAGAAGUCGAGUGGGAAACUGGACCAAUUAUUUGGGGAGAGCCUGGUACCAAUGGUCAGCACGCAUUCUACCAACUCAUUCAUCAAGGAACCAAACUGAUCCCCUGCGACUUUCUGGCACCAGUUCAUACUUUGAAUCCAAUCUCCAACAGAAUCCACCACAAGAUUCUGUUAGCGAACUUCUUGGCUCAAACUGAAGCGCUCAUGAAAGGCAAGUCCCCAGAAGAAGUGAAAGAGGAAAUGAAAAAGGCAGGGACAUCUCCUGAGAGAAUUGAAGAAAUUUUACCUCAUCGGGUAUUCAAAGGAAACAGGCCAACCAACUCAAUUAUCUACGAGAAGCUAGACCCCUUCACCUUGGGAGCUAUGGUUGCGAUGUAUGAGCACAAGAUCUUCGUGCAGGGUGUCAUUUGGGACAUCAACUCUUACGAUCAAUGGGGAGUGGAGUUGGGAAAGCAGUUGGCAAAAGUGAUAGAGAAAGAAUUGGGCGGAACCGAGGAAAUAACUUCACACGAUCAGUCGACGAACGCACUUAUCAACCACAUCAAGAAGCGAGCCAAUUUCGAUUGACAAGUUGACGGAUAUACUACACAUAUGAUAUGCUAGAUUUGAGCGAUGCGUUUGAAACGCUGAUGCUCUUGUCGUACACUUAAUCCAGUAUUUAGUAACAACAAUAUUCUAAUUAUGCACUACAUGAUAUUGUAUGAUGCUUUACACCCUAUAAAGCACGGCUGAAAUAAUUGAUUUCUAAUAUGUUGGUAGAACCUAUAUGCUAACUGACUCUCAUUUUGUAUGCUUAGUUCACUCGAGUUGUUUUGAAACUGAAAUUUAAAGGAACCAUUUUCUACUGAAGUAGAAAAAAUUGAUUCUGAAUUGUAAUUGUAUUGAAAUUAACAAUAUAUUUUUAAACAGCAA
Messenger RNA from Symsagittifera roscoffensis, 2034 nucleotides. RefSeq names its product glucose-6-phosphate isomerase-like. Bases 31 to 1689 code for a protein of 552 amino acids. Gene Ontology annotation, biological process: gluconeogenesis; glycolytic process; glucose 6-phosphate metabolic process. The transcript has a single exon. The record is from RefSeq and is a predicted model, not a curated record. Lineage: Eukaryota; Metazoa; Xenacoelomorpha; Acoela; Convolutidae. Gene Ontology annotation, molecular function: monosaccharide binding; carbohydrate derivative binding; glucose-6-phosphate isomerase activity. Gene Ontology annotation, cellular component: cytosol.